This is a messenger RNA of Melospiza melodia melodia, 2923 nucleotides long. It is a transcript of the gene PLEKHN1, whose product is annotated as pleckstrin homology domain containing N1. NCBI's taxonomy places the organism in Eukaryota, Metazoa, Chordata, Aves, Passeriformes, Passerellidae. Gene Ontology annotation, cellular component: mitochondrial membrane; cytoskeleton. Bases 157 to 2064 code for a protein of 635 amino acids. The transcript has 15 exons. Gene Ontology annotation, biological process: 3'-UTR-mediated mRNA destabilization; positive regulation of apoptotic process; response to hypoxia. The record is from RefSeq and is a predicted model, not a curated record. Gene Ontology annotation, molecular function: phosphatidic acid binding; cardiolipin binding; phosphatidylserine binding.
GCGAUCCCGCACCAGCGAUCCCGCACCAGCGAUCCCGCAGCGCUCCCCUAUCCCGCACCGCUCCUGCACUGACCCCACAGUGAUCUCGCACCGAUCCCGCACCGCUCCCGCACUGAUCUCACACCGAUCCCGCACCGACCCCGCACCGCUCCCGGCAUGGGGAACAUCGCCUGUGUCCCGCAGGCUCCCGGCGGCUUCAGGAGCUCCUUCCGAAGGAAACCUUCGCUGAAAAAGGAACAAAACGGCAAGAAAAAGCUGCCUGGCUUCUUCGGGCUCGAUGGAGGCCAGGAGCGGGACACGAGCACGGACAAAAUCCUGCAGUACAUCCCAGCCAAGAUCCUCCAGAAGCAGGAGAACCAGAAGGAGAACCUGGACCAGAGGCUCCCCAGCCUGUUCAAGAGGGGCCGGAGGAAAAUGGUUGUCAGGGAUUUGGGCAAAAUGAUUUACUACUCCAAGGCCAAGCUGAAGUUCCAGCACUGCCAGGAGGUCCACAGCUGCUUCCUGGAGCUGUUCCAGUCCCACCUGUACUUCCAGUCCUCGGGUCCCAACGGCCUCACCUACCAGGAGCUGCUGCCUCUGAAGGAGCUGCAGGUGCAGGAGCUGGGGGCUGAGCAGGGCCCAGGGCAGCAGGACCACGCUCUGCACAUCUCAGGGCCCCUGCUGAACCCGCUGGUGGUGUUCUGCCAGUCCAAGGCCGAGCUGAAGCAGUGGCUGUACCACCUGGAGAAGCAGAUCCAGCUCUGUGGAGGGAGCCUGGCCCUGCCCCUGCUGUCCCAGGGCCCCGGGGACAAGGAGGAGCUGCGCUGGUCCGUGCAGAACCUGCCCGUGCAGGACUGGAGGGGAACCCAGCGAGAAUCCCUGGGAGAAAUCCUCUGCCUGUCCAAGGUGAAGCUGCAGCACCUGCCCUUCCAGGAGCAGCACGAGCGGCUGCUGGUGCUGUACCCCUCCACGCUGGUGAUCGUGUCCGAGGAGCCCGGCGGCCUGUGCUUCAAGGGAGAGCUGCCCCUCAACGCCAUCCAGGUGCUGUUUGAGGAGAACGACAAAAGCUCCUUCCUCAUUGAAGGCCGACUGAUAAACUCCAUCCGGGUGACCUGUGCCAGCUACCAGGACUACCAGGAGUGGCUCUACUGCCUCAACACCGCCCAGUUCCGAAACGCCGACUCCUCCCUGUCGGGCUCCGAGAGCUUCUCGGUGGGCUCAAGGCUGCCACAGCCCAGCCAGUUCCCCAGCAGUGUGAGGGGGUCCCUGAGCUCCGAUGGCCAGAGCAGCUCCUGGGCGUCCGGGGGCAGAGUGACGGCGCUGACGGCGCUGACCGCGAGCAGCGGCUCCCUGCCCGACGCCCCCUCCUUCCCGCUGAGCCCCGAGGGACGCCCGCUCCAGGAGCCGCUGUCCCCCGGCUACGCCCAGCCUCUGCACAGCCUGGCCGUGCCCAGCUGGCCCAGCCCAGCGCUGCCCAGGCAGGGGCUGCGCAGGGGGAGCAGCGCCAGGAGCCGCCGGGGCCGGGGCAGCGGGCACGGGGUGCCCAGCCAGGAGCAGGAGCACGAGAGGAGCCUCUGCCGCCUCCUCCCCAAACAUCCCGGGGCAGAGCUGCUGUCCCCCGUGUACCAGGAGCCCUACUGCGCACAGGGCACCCAGCAGCACCCCCUGGCACCGCUGGGCACGGGCACGCUCCUGCAGUGCCAGGGGCAGCCCGGAGCAGCCCAGGGGGCAGUGCCCGGUGCCCAGCAGCUGUCCCUGGAGCAGUGGCACUGCCAGCCCCUGCCAGGGCCCUGCACGGUGCCCACCUACAGCACCCCGGGCACCUCACGGCGGCUGCAGCUGCGGGCACCUGCCCAGGGCUCCCACCUGGGGGAGAUGUGCUCCCUGCCACAGGAACAGCCGGGCCCUGAGCUGCAUCCCCCAGACGGCCCCUAUGACCUGGCAGACGCCGCCUGUUCCUGCCGGGACUCCUCGUCCUUCCACGACUACGCGGAGCUGCAGAGCUUCCAGAGCGACCGCAGCUACGACAACCUGUGGGAGGCGGAGGAGGCGCAGCCGGGCGGCCCGCACGUGUUCCAGGUGUGAGGCUGCUCCAGGGGCAGGAGAGCCCCGAGCUGUGCCCCGCUCCUGCCAGUGCAGGGCUCAUCCCUGCCCCAAACCGUGUUCCAGGUGUGAGGCUGCUCCAGGGGCAGGAGAGCCCCGAGCUGUGCCCCGCUCCUGCCAGUGCAGGGCUCAUCCCUGCCCCAAACCGUGUGCCAGGUGUGAGGCUGCUCCUGGGGCAGGAACAGCCCCGAGCUGUGCCCCGCUCCUGCCAGUGCAGGGCUCAUCCCUGCCCCAAACCCCAGCGUGGGGCUCAGCAGAGCAGCGCCGGGCUCUGUGGGGCUGCACGAGCAGCUGUGCCCAGGAGGGUGCUCCAAAAAUACCAGCUGUGCCCAGGAAAACCAGCUGUGCCCAGCAGCGUGCUCACAAAAACCAGCUGUGCCCAGGGAAACCAGCUGUGCCCAGGAGGAUGCUCAGAAAAUCCAGCUGUGCCCAGCAGGCUGCUCAAAGAAACCAGCUGUGCCAGCUGUGCCCAGCAGCGUGCUCACAAAAACCACCUGUGCCCAGGAGGGUGCCCAAAAAAUCCAGCUGUGCCCAGAAGGCUGUUCAAAAAAAAAAAUCCAGCUGUGCCCGGGAGGAUGCUCAAACAAACCAGCUGUGCCCCCUGAAAAUCCCAGAGCAAACAGGGCCAGGCUGCCUCGGGUGAAGGGGACUCGGUUUCCAGAGGGAGAACCCAAAAAGUGCCUGGGUUAUUUGGAUUCCCUCACAUUAGGGAUGCCCUGGCACAGCCAGGUUGUUUUGGGGGUUUUUCAGGAGGUUCCCAACAAAGUUUACAUGUAAAGGCUGAGUGGGUUCUUGUAUUUAAAUGUAAAUGUUGGUGGUUGAAGAGAUGUUGAAUUUUCCA